CGCUUUUUCGCUUAUAGCACUAUUGCUUACAUGCAGCGCUUUCGGUCGUUCGUCUUGACUGUAGCGCAAAAACGUUAGCAUCAAGACGAACGCCCCAUUUAAACGAAGCGAAAGCUAAAUAUGGCGGUGCAAUUAUUAACAGUUUCGGUACAGGAAUUGUGUGAUAUGAUAUUCUCAUCGUCUUCGUCUGAAGAAAGUGAGGAUGACGUGGAAGUAAUAAAUUUACUAUAUAUGCAAGAAAAAAAAGAAUUAGUUCCACGACUUUUAAACUAUGUAGAGGUUAUUUUACCACAAUAUAACAAUGCGCAGUUUAAAUCUCAUUUUCGAAUGCAGCGUUCGACAUUUAACUAUAUCUUUGAGCUUUUAAAGAACACACUAACAAGAAAAAAGCCUGGAUGUCAAACAAUAUCGCCCGAAAAGCAACUUUUAAUAGCUAUUUGGAAAAUGUCAACGCCUGAUUCAUACAGGUCGAUUUGUGAAAAAUUUAAUGUUGGACGUGCCACUGCUUUGAAAUCUGUGAGGAGAGUUGUGAAGGCUUUAAUUAAUUUUGCUCCAGUUUUUAUUAAAUGGCCUAAUGAAGAAAAAGCAAUUGAAAUAUCAAAUGGAUUUUUGCAAACAAGUGGUUUUCCUAAUAUUAUUGGAGUAAUAGAUGGAACACAUAUCAACAUUCGUGCUCCACAUCUGGAUCCAAAAUGUUACGUAAAUCGUAAAGGCCGCUAUUCAAUUCACUUACAGGCAGUGUGCGACCACCAAUGUCGUUUUACUCAUUGUUAUAUAGGAAACGUUGGUUCAGUUCAUGACAGCAGAGUAUUUCGGCUCUCAGAAGUUUACGAUUAUCUCGACGAUCCGACAAAAUUUCCACAUGAUUCACAUUUAAUUGGCGAUGGAGCUUAUACUAUUCAUGAACGUCUUCUUAUUCCAUAUCGUGAUAAUGGCCAUUUAUCUAACAGACAGAAGAAUUUUAAUUUCUGCCUUGCAUCAGCUCGAGUAACAAUAGAAAGAUCAUUCGGACUACUAAAAAAAAGAUUUCGAAGUCUGCUAACGUUACUUGAUAUGGAGCGAAUAGAUCUCAUACCUGAUUUUAUAUUAGCUUGUUGCAUUUUACAUAAUAUAUGUAUUAUAAGAGGUGAUGAUUUCUUACAUAUUGAUUAUGACAUUGUAAUUGAAACAGAUUCCGAGGUACAACGAAAUCCUACUCGUGCUGAACUCGCAGCAGCAAAUCGACGUGGUGUAAUAAAAAGAGAUUAUAUUUGUGAACAAUUACCAAUGCGAAUUAUAUAACAUUAUUUGUGUUUUAUAUAAAAAAGAGGACAAUAAAUUUCAAACUCAAUUCAACAUAUGUUUGUAUUCUUUAUUUCUUUCACAAG
Molecule: messenger RNA, 1367 nt
Organism: Pseudomyrmex gracilis
Lineage: Eukaryota; Metazoa; Arthropoda; Insecta; Hymenoptera; Formicidae
Product: putative nuclease HARBI1
Exons: 4
Coding region: 121-1281 (386 amino acids)
Source: RefSeq, a predicted model, not a curated record